AUGAACCGCUGGUGGACGAAUUGGCAGAAACUAAUGGAAUCCCAUCCAGAAGAAGAAGGCAUCCUUCUAUUUCUACUCUACAUUCUACACACCUAUAUUUCCAAGUAUUGCGAUUUCCGUGAACUUAUCAAUGAUGCUGUUUCUACAUUGCAGAAAUUAGACGACGAACGUCCACAAAUCGAAACACAACUGCAACGACGACAGUUACAAUUCGAACCCUAUACGGAAUCAGAGGCCAAUUCCCAGCAGUUCUCCGAACCGUUAUCAACAUUCCCCAUCCCACAGCUUACUGCUGUUUCAUCCGUUCAAGUACAUACUCCUAUCCAGCAUGUGGAACCUUCCAAUUUACCUUUUGUGGAUGCAAGUACUCUCUGUUACCUCUGCGAAUUAUUCAGUAGCCGUCGAAAUUCUCAAGAAUCAUUUCGACGGUCAUGUCACAACGAGGCAUAUUCUCUACACUCGUCUAGCCUUUCUUCCACCUUGCGACAAAAAUGGACGAAACCUUUUCUCUCUCUACUCUCAAAUGUUCGCCCUUGUACGUCAGUUACCACAUACGAGGACGGCUCAAAAGAAUACGCUCUUGGAGCAAUUCUACUAAAUAAACUUCCUCGACGUAUUUGA
This is a messenger RNA of Necator americanus (New World hookworm), 621 nucleotides long. RefSeq lists its product as uncharacterized. The record is from RefSeq and is a predicted model, not a curated record. The transcript has a single exon. Lineage: Eukaryota; Metazoa; Nematoda; Chromadorea; Rhabditida; Ancylostomatidae. Bases 1 to 621 code for a protein of 206 amino acids.